This is a messenger RNA of Penaeus vannamei (Pacific white shrimp), 678 nucleotides long. The record is from RefSeq and is a predicted model, not a curated record. Lineage: Eukaryota; Metazoa; Arthropoda; Malacostraca; Decapoda; Penaeidae.
GUUUCAUCCAACACUGUUCACCCUCACUUCCUUGAAUUCCUGACGGGGCUGGGAUGGAUGGUCAACGUCUAUCAACACCCUGGCUGGACGGGACAUGUAUCUACUGCCUUUACAGUAACUACACCGCCUCAAGAAGUAAUGGCUGACUUGAAUCAUGGAGGCAGCUGCUUCAGUGGCCGUUCUCAUGUCCUUUAUUGGUCUGAUGCUUUGAGUGAGGUAGCCUUUGUGGUGCCGUCUCCUGCCAUAGCUCAACAGAAUCAAGGCAGUCAGCAGUCCUUAGGGAGUACUUCCAGUCCUGGUGGGAUUGUCCUUGACCCAAAUGAAAAGGUUGCUGCAGGAGGUGGAGGUGGAUCUGGGAGUGAGCGCUCUGACUCCCUUCCUUCUUAUGAUCCAGAUGUUGAUGCAGGCUCAUCCCUCUCUUCACACACUUCACAGGUUUCUUUUGGACAUGGUGAAAAUAGGAAUAGGAAAUUUGGGAGACAGACAAGUGCUAUGGCUUGCAGUGACCACAAAGUGUUUGUUGUGUGGCUGGAGAGUUUUGAUGACUGCUACACUUUUCCAGCAAAUGAAUUGCUUCCUGAAAGUAACCGGCAGGGAGUCAAGCUCCUGGAAGGAAAAGGAAGCUGUCAUAUAUAUUAUAUUCAUUCAUGCUCUCACAAAUGGACUCUUCAGGAUUAA